AUGAAACUUUUUUCAUUCAUAGCAGCAACUGCAUUCAGCCUGGACCUCAACGGCGUUUGGGUGAAUAGAGAUGGAGAUUUGUACCAGUUUGACGAGGAGAAACUUUUUAUUAUCGGAAAUGAUAAUUCUGUUCAACAGACAACGUUUUCCACGAUUGAAGUGAAUGGAAUUUCUAUUCUCAUGUUCACCGAUCGAGGAAACCGACGAGGCGGUACUAUUGAUGAAGCCACAGAGACUAUUAACUUUGGCGCGGACUUCGGGAUUCUCCAGCGCUUCGACGAAGAGCGAAACGGUGAUCCAACCACAACUGAGACUCCAGAAACAACAACACUUUUCGCUCCAUCUCCAUUCGCAGACAUCUCUGGAGAAUGGACUGCCCCGGAUGGAACUGUUUACGCCCUUGUAGAAAAUGAUGCUGGAACUGGGGUGAAUAUCUUUGCAACGAAUGACGUUGACGGUCUUGUUUCAAUGAUCCAAGAUGCGGCAGUAGCCUUCAACGCUGAUGGCAGUGUAACAAUCACUGGAAAUUCUAUUGCUGGUACCACGACAGGUCCAUUCGAAAUGGUCGUGGCUUCAUCUAAAAAUGAUGCUACAAUCAACGGAGUGGCUGGAACAAUCAAAAACGACCCCAUUACGACCACAGCAGCGUCUACAUCUGCUCCAGCAGGAACAUCAACUGCAGCUCCACCGGCAGCGAGCUCAACCACCGCUCCUGCUCCGACAACUGCUCCACCAUUAGUCACUUCUCCAGCAGCUUCAACAACAGCGCCUGGUGGUGACACUGGCAUUAACCCUGGCGUCGGUACUACUACUGCUGCUCCUGGCGGUACUAAUUCAACUAUGCCAGGCUCAGGAAGCGGAGAUGGUGAUCCUCAUUUUGUCAUCGAACACGACGAGUUCGACGCGCUCUGUUUUGAUGCUAACCCCCUUGGAGCUGAUGCUAUCGAGCUUCUUCAGGAUGGCAAUGUCGACAUCGUCGGUCAUCUCGCAGACGCUAACUUUUCUAAGCAAAAGCGAGUCUUCGAUGCAAUCGUCUUCACAACUUCGGAAAACGAAAUCUCAGUCACUUCUGGAGAGUUUUCAGUAGACAAUGACGUCUUUGAAAUCAAAGAGAAUAUGGAACCAAUGAUUUUCUCCGGGUUUAAGGUGUACGUUCGACCACAAGCUUACUUCAAGCAUCAAGGAAUUGAGAUCCGCUUUGAUGAUGGAUCGAAGUACAUCACUCACGAGAAGCAACAUGGUGACAAGAUGAGUUUGGGGGUUGAGUUUGAUAUUCCAAACGUUAACCAUGCCUCAGGCCUUCUUGGAGCUGCUCUGAAGCCAAAUCUCUACGUGAUUGAAGACGAUCAAAUUGUGACUGACCAUGGCGAGAUUCCACUUUUCGCAACUUCUUGGAAUCAUCACAGCUUCUGUCACUUUCUCGAAGAAGACCAGCUUGAGAAUCUUAUUGGAACACCACUUACCGCAUUUUAUCGACAAAGGGCCGAUCUUCUCGAAUUUACUCAGCCAAAAUAA
Oikopleura dioica is the source of this 1515-nucleotide messenger RNA. NCBI's taxonomy places the organism in Eukaryota, Metazoa, Chordata, Appendicularia, Copelata, Oikopleuridae. The record is from the annotation of a GenBank genome assembly.